This is a messenger RNA of Staurois parvus, 328 nucleotides long. Lineage: Eukaryota; Metazoa; Chordata; Amphibia; Anura; Ranidae. The record is from the annotation of a GenBank genome assembly.
GUGGGACUGUGGUGGACAUUCUGACACUGGGGGAACUGACUUGAUGUCACUGACAUCCCCAGUGACACCAAUACAGUGAUCAGUGCUAAAAAAAAGCACUGACACUACUAAUGGCACUGGGCAGGAAGGGGUUAACAUGAGGGGCGAUCAAAGGGUUAACAGCAUGCUGGGAGUGUUUUACCAGGAGGCCGUGUCAGUGUGCUUCACUGUUAGCACACUGCUUUGGAUGGUUGUGCUGUUCACAGCCAUCCAAAGCAGUGUGCCAGAGCUGACAGGGAGGAGAAUUGCUAGUAAACAAAACAUAGGGCGGUACCCGGAAAUGCAAAAU